AUGACCUACAGCACUGUGGCAAUCCCGGGUACAUGCUUGGUCACUAGGAUGUGGAACAUACAGAGAGAGCAACACAGACCACCCGACAGGAGCAUGGACACAGGAGUUGGGGCAAUGUGGGCACCUCACAGAAGAGGGAACGCAGGAGGGCGGCACCUGGGCACAAAGUUCUCAACUCCGUUAGUUAGCAAGAAAACGCAAACUAAAACCAAGGUAAGUGUGAGGGUUAUUAUUGAGUGUCAACUUGAUUGGAUUAAA
Messenger RNA from Rhinopithecus roxellana (golden snub-nosed monkey), 258 nucleotides. RefSeq lists its product as uncharacterized. Lineage: Eukaryota; Metazoa; Chordata; Mammalia; Primates; Cercopithecidae. The record is from RefSeq and is a predicted model, not a curated record.